GAGUGCGUGGCAAACUGGACAAACUGAAGCGGUCAACAAAACUACGGCUGACCAGCUCUCCUCUCUCUGGCAAACCAGCGCCAGAGCCCCCCAUCACCAUGGCAACCAAAAAAAAACAAUCCAUAAAACCAUUGAUCACUAUCCAUGACGACUUAUAUGGCUCCUACACAGAUAGAAUAAUGAUUAAACAUCUCGUUCUGGCAAACAACCAGCUGUUUGCACGCUACUUUUGUUCUGAAGUGUUAACACUCUCCUUCCGCUUCCGGUCUGCCAGCCGUCACUAUCUCGAAUAAGAAACAAAAAAAACGAAACAAGGAAUUUGCAAAAACCAAAUUUCGGCCGUUAUUUGAUUUGGAUCUUUUCGUUUUUUCGUUUUAUUGGGCCGAAAGCAAAAACCGUUUUUCCGUUUUUGGUUUAAAACGAAAAAAAGAAAAGGGGGCGCUGUUUCUGUUAUUUCGUUUUUUGGUUUUGUCAGAAAUUGCAAAAAAACGAUGAGGAAUAGUGGAUGGAGAGAAAAAGUCUACCCGGUUAACCUUUGAGCUUUCUUCCUCUGUCCCCACGAGAAGUCACAAGACAAACUCGUAUAAUUUCACGGAUAACAGUUCUAACGGUUGAAUACUGCUAUGAUCUGGAAGUGCUAUCCUUUUAAAUAGAGGGAGGAUAGAUGAGCGGCAUGUAACUGGUGUUUUAGAGCAUAUUUAGCUGCUUCUGUAAAAAUCAGUCCACGUUCAGGACAAAACAAGAGACACAUCAUGUCUGUCUACUUCAACCCAGGGUCAGACUCGGGAGUAAAUGGAAACAUUGCGAAGAUGGAAGAUGCAAAAGUGAAGAUUGAUGAUGGAAAGGAAGGGACUAUGGUUGCAGACACGAUGUACCACAAUAUUCGGAAAAAGAUAACCCCGUAUGUCAUGUCCUUUGGGUUUCGCAUAUUUGGAGUGGUACUGAUCAUCGUGGACUUUGUCCUUGUCAUUGUGGACCUUUCACUGCCAGCGAGGAGCAGAGAUGUUGGAAAUGCUUUAGAAGCCAUAUCUCUCACCAUCUCCUUCUUCUUCCUUGCUGAUGUUCUCUUGCGGGUCUAUGUGGAAGGAUUCAAAGUUUACUUCAGCUCAAAGUUGAACAUUGUAGAUGCCUGUGUGGUUGUAAUCACGCUGGUGGUCACCAUGAUCUACACCUUCAGUGACCUGUCAGGAGCCAGCCUCAUCCCCAGGGUUGUGACAUUCCUGCGCUUCUUGAGAAUAAUUAUCCUGGUGAGGGUUUUCAGACUGGCAUCUCAAAAGAAAGAGCUGGAGAAAGUCACCAGGAGGAUGAUUUCCGAGAACAAGAGACGUUAUCAGAAGGACGGAUUUGACCUUGACCUUACGUAUGUCACAGAUCGUGUCAUUGCCAUGUCUUUCCCUUCCUCUGGUAAGCAGGCCUUCUAUAGGAAUCCGAUCAAGGAGGUUGCAAGGUUUCUGGACACUAAACAUGAAGACCAUUACAAAGUUUACAACCUGUGCAGUGAGAAAGGCUACGACCCCCAGUUUUUCCAUUACAGUGUUGAACGGGUAUUCAUUGAUGACCACAAUGUCCCCAUAUUGGAAGACAUGCUGAAAUACACAGCAAGCGUAAGGGACUGGAUGUCUGCUGAUCCCAAAAACAUCAUUGCUAUUCACUGUAAAGGAGGAAAAGGACGCACAGGUACUAUGAUUUGCACCUGGCUUAUAGACAGUGACCAGUUCGAGAGUGCACAGGAUAGCCUGGAGUAUUUCGGUGAGAGGAGGACAGACAAGAGUCAGAGCUCCAAGUUUCAGGGGGUGGAGACUCCUUCCCAAAGCCGGUAUGUUGGGUACUAUGAGAUUAUGAAGACCAAGUUUAACAGACAGCUGCCUCCACCUAAAAGCCUCAAAAUCAAGAGCAUCCGUAUCCACUCCAUAGCAGGUGUGGGUAAAGGUGACGGCAGCGACUUGAAGGUGAAGAUUAUUGUGAGGAAAGAGCUGGUUUUCCAGUGUGUGUGUGCCAAACAGGAGAACUGCACAGUAUUUCCUGAUGUGGGCAAUAAUGCAGCAGUCAUCAGCCUGCAGAAUGGGCCUGUGGUUGAAGGCGAUGUGAAGGUUAUGUUUGAAUCAAGUGCGGGUCUUCCAAAAGGAUAUGAAGAUGUUCCCUUCUACUUCUGGUUCAACACUUCCUUCAUUACAGAUAACAAGCUGUUUUUGCCCAGGGAAGAGCUGGACAACCCACACAAACCAAAAACCUGGAGCCUGUACAAGGAGGACUUUGGAGUCACUAUGACCUUCUCAGAACCUGAAUAAAAAAACAGAAUGGCUUGUAGCUGGGCCAGGUGAUGAAGAUAAAUUGAUAAACUGAACACUAAUGAAAGUGUAAUAAAAAAAAAAAACAUAUAUACUUGUGUUGAGCCUAACCAUGUCUGCAGAAAUGUUCUGAUGAGUUUUGGCACUUAAAAUAAAAUAAAAUGUAUGAAGGAUGUACAAAGAAUCACUAUUAAACAACUUGUAACCUC
Melanotaenia boesemani (Boeseman's rainbowfish) is the source of this 2497-nucleotide messenger RNA. It is a transcript of the gene tpte, whose product is annotated as transmembrane phosphatase with tensin homology. The record is from RefSeq and is a predicted model, not a curated record. Gene Ontology annotation, molecular function: phosphatidylinositol-3,4,5-trisphosphate 3-phosphatase activity; monoatomic ion channel activity. The coding region runs from base 753 to 2288 and encodes 511 amino acids. The transcript has 19 exons. NCBI's taxonomy places the organism in Eukaryota, Metazoa, Chordata, Actinopteri, Atheriniformes, Melanotaeniidae. Gene Ontology annotation, biological process: transmembrane transport; monoatomic ion transport; dephosphorylation. Gene Ontology annotation, cellular component: cytosol; membrane.